AUGGCACCAAAGGCGGCAGAAAAGAAACCGGCGGAGAAGAAGCCAGUUGCUGAAAAAGCUCCGGCAGAGAAGAAACCAAAAGCGGGGAAGAAGCUACCAAAGGAUGCGUCAACGACCGAUAAGAAAAAGAAGAAGAACAAAAAGUCUGUGGAGACAUACAAGAUCUAUAUAUUCAAGGUUCUGAAGCAGGUUCAUCCUGAUAUCGGAGUUUCAGGGAAGGCCAUGGGUAUCAUGAACUCAUUCAUCAACGAUAUAUUUGAGAAGCUGGCCCAGGAAUCUUCGAAACUCGCAAGGUAUAACAAGAAGCCUACCAUCACUUCUAGGGAAAUUCAGACCGCCGUGAGACUUGUACUUCCCGGUGAAUUGGCAAAACAUGCCGUGUCUGAAGGGUUUGUUGAAGGUUAG
Lactuca virosa is the source of this 405-nucleotide messenger RNA. Lineage: Eukaryota; Viridiplantae; Streptophyta; Magnoliopsida; Asterales; Asteraceae. The record is from the annotation of a GenBank genome assembly.